CGCCCUCUUAGCUCCCUCUGGUGGGGAAGCGGGGUUGCAGCGAAAGAUUGUGUUUCCGGUUGAGCUGGAGAUACCGCUUCCCGCGAAGGUGUGGACUCGGCUGCUCUCCUUCCUUCUCCGGGAAGAUGUUCUACCAUAUAUCCCUGGAGCACGAGAUCCUGCUGCACCCGCGCUACUUCGGCCCCAACCUGCUCAACACGGUGAAACAGAAGCUCUUUACGGAGGUAGAGGGGACCUGCACCGGCAAGUAUGGCUUUGUAAUUGCUGUCACCACCAUUGACAAUAUUGGUGCUGGUGUGAUCCAGCCAGGCCGAGGUUUUGUCCUUUAUCCAGUGAAGUACAAGGCCAUUGUUUUCCGGCCCUUUAAGGGGGAAGUCGUGGACGCUGUUGUCACUCAGGUCAACAAGGUUGGACUCUUCACAGAAAUUGGACCUAUGUCCUGCUUCAUCUCUCGACAUUCCAUCCCAUCAGAGAUGGAGUUUGAUCCUAACUCCAACCCACCAUGUUACAAGACAGUGGAUGAGGACAUUGUGAUUCAGCAGGACGAUGAGAUCCGCUUGAAGAUUGUGGGGACCCGUGUGGAUAAGAAUGACAUCUUUGCUAUUGGCUCCCUGAUGGAUGAUUACUUGGGGCUUGUGAGCUGAACACCAGGGCCUCCCUACCUGGUUUGGUCCUUAUCUAGGAGGUGUGACUGUCACACUUCCCAUUUUGUCCGGAGGCCCAGUCUGACUGCUGUAGGGGAGGCAAAGAAGGUUCCUUGUCCCAGACAUCUGGCUUUUCUUGAGGCUUGGCAGCCACUUCCAGAUUUUGACUGUGUGUUCUAACCAUAAAAGGUCCUUGGUUCUCA
Messenger RNA from Rhinolophus ferrumequinum (greater horseshoe bat), 847 nucleotides. RefSeq names its product RNA polymerase II subunit G (gene POLR2G). Gene Ontology annotation, biological process: DNA-templated transcription; transcription initiation at RNA polymerase II promoter; positive regulation of translational initiation. Gene Ontology annotation, cellular component: P-body; RNA polymerase II, core complex. The record is from RefSeq and is a predicted model, not a curated record. The transcript has 8 exons. Lineage: Eukaryota; Metazoa; Chordata; Mammalia; Chiroptera; Rhinolophidae. Bases 126 to 644 code for a protein of 172 amino acids. Gene Ontology annotation, molecular function: single-stranded DNA binding; translation initiation factor binding; single-stranded RNA binding.